UUCAAGCACUGCCUCCCAGGGGGAAAGAAGUCCCAGCACUUUUUUUUCAAUUCUACAAGCACUCAGCUCAAGAACCUGCCUGCCUACCUGAGGGAGGUAUGGAAGGAGAUGGGUCUGCCUGAAACUCCUACCUUCACUGACCUGCGGACCUCCAUUGUCACUCAUGUCAAAAACAUGCUCCCGAAGGCUGACAGGGAAAGGGUGGCCAACUUCAUGUGCCACGACAUCCAGACCGCAGAUACAUUUUAUGCCAUCAAUUUAAAUCCGUCCCAAGCCAGUGAAACCAGGGCACUCUUCGAGGCAGCAUUAAAGGAAGAAGAUACCUCUGUCACCACCGAGAACCAGGCCUCCACCUCUUCAAAAAGAAAGCGGAAGGCAAGAGAGGAGGACUCCCUCUCCGAGGGGAGCACCACCCCCGAAGAGAUCAAGGUGAUGUACCAGGAGUCUGGCCCGUCCUCCAGGGACUCGGAGGAGGAAGAGGUCGAGGAUGAGGAACGGACGGCCAGACAACCUGUGACACCCUCCAAGUUGACCAUGCCUGAGCUGGAGCAGUACCAUACCCCGAGCAAGAAGCAGCUCAUCCUCAGGCGCCGCAUGGUGGUCGCCGUCAGCCCCCUGCUAGUCUCACCCAUCAAAUUGAAGAGUAAGUCGCCCCUCACCUCCCCCAUUGUCACGAUGCAAGGUAUGCAGCAGCUGAAUUCAAAUGAAGACCGACUCAAAAAAGCCAUUGCCUCAAGGAGGAGGAAGCUGGAUGAGAAGGUGCACAAGGAAAGAGGGGAGACCUCUGUCAGCCAGAAGGAAGGGGAGCCGACCCACUUCAAGACUCAACAAGGGGAGGAAGGAAACAGCAGCACCUCUUACGAAGACUCUUAAAGACUCUCACAUUUACACUGUUCUGAUUUUGUGUUGUGUGGUUUUCUAUUUAGUGUGCUUGU
This is a messenger RNA of Coregonus clupeaformis (lake whitefish), 935 nucleotides long. RefSeq lists its product as uncharacterized. Lineage: Eukaryota; Metazoa; Chordata; Actinopteri; Salmoniformes; Salmonidae. The coding region runs from base 109 to 873 and encodes 254 amino acids. The record is from RefSeq and is a predicted model, not a curated record. The transcript is spliced from 3 exons.